Messenger RNA from Naegleria gruberi, 1569 nucleotides. RefSeq lists its product as uncharacterized. Gene Ontology annotation, molecular function: protein binding. Bases 1 to 1569 code for a protein of 522 amino acids. The record is from RefSeq and is a predicted model, not a curated record. NCBI's taxonomy places the organism in Eukaryota, Heterolobosea, Eutetramitea, Acrasida, Naegleriidae. The transcript has a single exon.
AUGAUCGAAAAGCAAGAAUCGGAAUUAAGCAAACAGACUUUUCCCUCCACAGAACAAGAUGAUUUACUCGAUUCAGAUCCUCUAAUUCUCAUUCCGAAUCAUGACUAUGAUGAUGAUGAUUAUGAAUCAUUAUUAAUAACUUCAUCAAUUAUUCAAAAUCAAAAUAGUGAAAAUAGUAUUGAUCAAAAUGAUUCAUGUUCGUCCGAAAGAAAGAAUCCAAUCAGAUAUAAAUCAUUUCCUCCUCAUCAGGGAGUGCUCUGUUCUGGCUGUUGUAAAAAGAUUCAAAAUUGCGAAUUGUGUGGUGAAGAUUUCAGAGGAGGAAAAACUUUGCCAAGCUCGAAUGCUUAUAGACACUUGUAUGAGAUUUUGGCAAUGCUCGAAAUUACAACGAAUUGGAUGGAUGAAUGCGGGAAGGAUGAAGAAUUGGAAGAAAAUGUUGAAGGAUUAAAAACGAGAAUGAAGGAGGAAAUUGAAAAUGUAAUGAAAACAGUGGAAAGGAAUCGAAUUAAAAAUCUGAAACAAAAAGAGGAGGAACUGAUUGCUGAUUAUGAAAGAAAACGAAAAGAAUUGAUGGAAGAAUUUGAGGAGAAGAAUAGGCAAUUACAAGAAGAAAUUCUCUCUUUGCAAAAUCAAGUAAAAAUUUCAUCAAACCAAGGCCAAAACAAUUCAAUGAAUAAUUUACAUGUUUUAAUAAGGGAUAAUAAGACGAAAUUCAGUUCUUUUGAAAAGACCAUGGACUAUAUGGAGAAGGCAACUCAACCUGAACAUCCUAUAACCCUAUGUAAUCUUGGCCUAAUGUACAGAGAUGGUUUGGGAGUUUCUAAAUCCUUUGGGAAGGCAAGAAAUUUAUUCAAAGCAGCCGCUCUUCUUGGAAAUGCCACUGCUCAAAAUAAUUUAGCAAACAUGUACGAGAAUGGACAAGGUGGUUCUUUAUCUUUGGAAAAGGCAGUGAAAUGGUACCGUGAAUCAGCCAAUCAAGGUAAUGCAGUAGCUCAAUAUAAUCUAGCUCUGUUGUACGAGAAUGGAAAGGUAGUUGCCAAGUCUUUUGAGAAGGCCUUUAAAUGGUAUGAAAAAUCAGCCAGCCAAGGGAAUGUCCAUGCACAAAAUAAUUUGGCAUCACUGUACGAAAGUGGGAGAGGAACUAAACAGUCAUUUAAGAAGGCUUUUGAAUGGUAUCUGAAGGCAGCUCAACAAGGUCACUCAGAAGCUCAAUAUAAUCUUGCUGUAAUGUAUGAGUAUGGACAAGGUACAGAGCAAUCAUUCGGGAAAGCAGUUCAAUGGUAUGAGAAAUCAGCUUCUCAAUGUGAUGCAGAUGCUCAAUUCAAUUUGGGUUUGAUCUACUUGAAUGGAACGAAAUUUCCAGAUUUCCCAAAAGCAUUUGAAUGGUUACGUAAAGCAGCCCACCAAAAUCAUGCAGAAGCUCAGUACUAUUUGGGAACUCUAUUCGAAAAAGGUAUUGGCACUGAAAAAUCCAAAGAGAAAGCUAUUGAAUACUAUCAAAAAUCCAAACUUCAAGGAAAUAAGUAUGCAGAAACAAACCUACUGUUUAUCUUUGGUUCCUAUGAUUGA